CACAAGAACUUGUGGCUCAAAAUUUUUAAACAUUGGCUGAUGUGUCAUUCCCCACUGCUUUAAACCCCGUCUUCGUUUUCACCAUACUGCCUUUCUCAUCUUCCACGUCUGGUCGAACAAAAAAACCAGACAGUCUGAUUCCAACUACAAACAUAAACAUUAAUUAUUGUAAAGUGAAACAACUGCGUAGAUUUUGCUUUUCUAAGGAGAACAAGAAUGUCAGAAAUUAAAGACUCUGCUAUAAAGUUGUUUGGUAAGAUGAUUCCAUUGUCAGCAAAGUGUAAUUGUGAUGAUAAGUUUCCUUCUGCUGCUGAUGAUUUUGAAGACUCUUGUGAUCACAACUUUGAAACUUCUUUUCGUGAAGACACCCCUAAUAUGGAACUUCUACCCGAUGAUGAGGAAAAAUCAAAAGGCCAAGUGAUUGAGGAUAAACAGGAUGAUGGUUCCUCUGAACAGAAUAAACUUGACUUGAAAGAUCCAACCACAUCAUCAGUUAUUAGCGAUAAUCCCAAAACUCCCUCUUUUGACAGAGAAACUUCAUCGCUGAAAGGCUCCAAGAAUGGAGAACAAAGUGAGACAAGUACUUCGCAGGGAAAACCAUUGAAAAAGCCGGACAGGAUACUUCCAUGUCCUCGAUGCAACAGUAUGGAUACCAAAUUCUGUUACUACAACAAUUACAAUGUCAACCAGCCCCGCCAUUUCUGCAAAAACUGUCAGAGAUACUGGACUGCCGGAGGAACCAUGAGGAAUGUGCCCGUAGGUGCUGGUCGCCGCAAGAACAAAAGCUCUUCAGCUUUGUAUUAUCGGCAAAUUAUGAUUUCAGAAGCUGUCCGUACAGUUCAGGCCAAUGUUGCAAAUGGAGUUCAUAACCCCUCUUUCGGAAAUAGUACUUUCCUUAACUUUGGUUCAGAUUCUCCACUCUGUGAAUCUGUGACUUCUGUUUCAAGCCUUUCAGAUAAGAGACAAAAUUGUGUUCGAAAUGGGUUCAAUAAUAGACCUGAACAAAGAAUUCUAGUAUCUCAUGGAGAAAGAGAUAAUGGGGAGAAUUGCUCGAGUAGAUCUUCGAUAACAGCUUCAAAUUCUUCGGAAAAGGGAGGAAAUUGUGGUUCACAAGAAGCAAGGACUAAAAAUUAUCAAUGUUUUACCCCUCAGGUGCCUUACUUUCCAGGGUCACCUUGGCCGUAUCCGUGGAACUCUCCAAUGCCUCCUCCAACUUUGUACCUGUCAAGCUUUCCCGUGCCAUUCUACCCAGAAACAUCUUAUUGGAGUUGUACAAUGCCAGGGAAUUCGAAUAUGCCUUGUGUCUUCCCAUCAUCUUCUUCUCUAAGCCAAUAUACCCCAGACUCUACCUCCGCUACUCUUUCCUUGGGGAAACAUUCAAGGGAUGGGAACAUAAUUAAUCCUAGAAACUCUUUAGAAAAAGAACCCUCAAAGCCUUCCAACAAUCCAGAAAGAUCUGUUUUAGUUCCAAAGACUUUGCGGAUUGAUGAUCCCAGGGAAGCUGCAAAGAGCUCAAUAUGGGCAGCAGUUGGGAUUAAGGGCGACAAGACCAACUCUGGGGAAGGCCUAUUUAAGGGCUUUUAGUCAAAGGGUGAUGACCGAAAUUUUAUUAGUUCUGAAGCAUCAGCCGUGUUGCAGGCGAACCCGGCAGCCUUGUCACGGUCACUCAAUUUCCAUGAGAGCGCAUAAGGAGAAGAACCGAGAUUGAGUAAUAAACUUACUACUUGUGUGCAGCUGCUAACAAUGCCACCUUUUCUCCCUUCAUGUUUUAGGAUCACAAUUGACUAACCAACCUCAAUGCAAGAAUCUGUUGGGGAAGCUACCCAAAUCCCAACAUAAAGGAAGACUGGGGAAAAAUCCACAUCCAUUCAUAUAUAUAUAUAUAUAUAUAUAUAUAUAUAUAUAUAUAUAUAUAAAAUCUUUUACAAGCUCAUAUAUAUAGUUGGUUUGGUGACCUGUAGCAUAAUGAACCAGAUGGUUUGUCUAGCAAGUAUCUUUAUGCACCGUACAUAUCCAUAUAUGGGAGAUUGUGAGAUACAUAGCUAGAAACAAGGGAGAAUUUUGGAUGAAAAAUGUUCCAAAUGGUGUACCAUAAACGUGCAAAACCUUAAUCAAGCACUUUUCACUGCUUUUUCCUUGAGCUUCCAAUAAAUAAUAUGGAUUUUAAUUUUGC
Mangifera indica (mango) is the source of this 2173-nucleotide messenger RNA. Its product is annotated as cyclic dof factor 1-like. Gene Ontology annotation, molecular function: DNA binding; DNA-binding transcription factor activity. Lineage: Eukaryota; Viridiplantae; Streptophyta; Magnoliopsida; Sapindales; Anacardiaceae. The record is from RefSeq and is a predicted model, not a curated record. Bases 217 to 1584 code for a protein of 455 amino acids. The transcript is spliced from 2 exons. Gene Ontology annotation, biological process: regulation of DNA-templated transcription.